Messenger RNA from Sarcophilus harrisii (Tasmanian devil), 4832 nucleotides. RefSeq names its product zinc finger protein 154-like. The transcript is spliced from 5 exons. NCBI's taxonomy places the organism in Eukaryota, Metazoa, Chordata, Mammalia, Dasyuromorphia, Dasyuridae. The record is from RefSeq and is a predicted model, not a curated record. The coding region runs from base 1 to 1833 and encodes 610 amino acids. Gene Ontology annotation, biological process: regulation of DNA-templated transcription.
AUGUCAUACGGGGGGGCCGCCCCCAGAGCCCCCGGAGCCGCCCCAAGCGGUUACGUCUACCCGGGGGAGGCUGCUCCCGGACAGCGGUCACGUCAUACGGGGGGAGGCCGCCCCCAGAGCCCCCCAGGAGCCGCUCCCGGACAGCGGUUACGUCCUACAGAGGGAGACCCAGACCUCCCUCCCCAUUACACGCCCGCGCUCCCUCGGACCGGCACCUCCCGGGUGAGGGCGAGGCCCCCUCAGCGCGGCCUGAGCCUUCCCUCUGCCGCAGCCAGGGAGCUCUGGGGAGCCGGGGGGAGGGGGAGGAGUAACGCCCGGAGCGGACGCCGCCUCGCCAGGGAAUGCGGGGCGGCCCCGCCCGGGCCCCGCCCCCGCCCGAGGCCCCCCCUUUUCGGGCGGCGGGCGCGGCUGCGCAGGCGCGGUUACCGCGCGGCCCGGCCGGCCCUUGGUCCCCGCGUUGCGUGGCCGAGCGCCGGGGCGGGGCGUCAGAGGGGAGCGUCCGAGUGUGAUUGGUCAGAGCGAGCGCGUCACGGGGGGCGGGGCCGCCGGGAGCGCGAGCUCUUCCUCCCUCCCAGAGCUGAGCGCGGCGAGGCGUCCGUCCCGUGCUUGCGGCCCCGGUCAGCCCCCCGCUGGAGAAAGAAAGCCCUCCCCCCGGCGUCCUCCUCCCUUCCCAGCCCGAUCUGCGGAGGACCAGGGCCGGCCCGGCAGGGAGCCGCGGGAAUGGCCCCCGAGAACUUGGGGCGCCCGCUCCAGAAGUUGGUGACCUUCAAGGAUGUGGCUGUGGACUUCAGCCUGGAGGAGUGGGGUCUGUUGGACCCGGAUCAGAAAGAGCUGCACAUGGAGGUCAUGCUGGAGAAUGCCGAGAACUUGCUCUCCCUGGGCUUGCCGGCUCCCAAAGAAGUGAUCUCUCAUCUUGAGCAAAGGGAAGCACAGGGGAUGCUGGAGCAAGAAGUCCUGAGGAGCUGCUGCCCAGAAAGACAGAUUAGACCUGAAAUGAAAGAGCUGAGUGGGAAGCUGAGCAUUUCUGUGGAAGAAACUCAUCAGCAAAGCUUCAUGAGUGAUGGUAUCUGUGACUUCACUAGGAGACCAAUCUGUACUGUACUUCACAGAGCCAGCACUGGAGGAAAACCUUAUCAAUGUCAUGAAUGUGGAAAGACUUUUAGGAAAAGCUAUAAUCUUGUUAAACAUCAGAGAGUUCACACUGGAGAGAAACCUUAUGAAUGUGAUCAGUGUGAAAAGGCUUACAAAAACAAGACUGGUCUUAUUGUACAUCAGAGAGGUCAUACUGGAGAGAGACCUUAUAUAUGUGAACAAUGUGGAAAGACUUAUAAACAGAAAGCUGGUGUUAUUAUACAUCAGAGAGUCCAUACUGGAGAGAGACCUUAUGAAUGUGAUCAGUGUGGAAAGGCUUACAAAAACAAGACUGGUCUUAUUGUACAUCAUAAAGUCCAUGCUGGAGAGAAACCUUAUAAAUGUGAACAGUGUGGAAAGGCUUUCAUACAGAAGGCUUAUCUUGCUGUACAUCAGAGAGUCCAUACUGGAGAGAGACCUUAUGAAUGUGCUCAAUGUGGAAAGGCUUACAAAAACAAGACUAGUCUUACUGUACAUCAGAGAGUUCAUACUGGAGAGAGACCUUAUGAAUGUGCUCAAUGUGGAAAGGCUUAUAAACAGAAGACAGGUCUUACUGUACAUCACAGAGUCCAUACUGGAGAGAAACCUUUUGAAUGUGAUCAAUGUGGAAAAGCUUACAAACAGAAGAUAGGUCUUAUUGUACAUCAGAGAAUCCACACUGGAGAGAAACAUAAAUAUAAUGAAUGUGGAAAGACUUUUUAGAAAAAGCUCUGGUCUUGUUAAACACCAGAGAGUUCACACUGCAGAGAAACCUUAUGACUGUAAUGAGAGUGAAAUGCAUUCAAGUAGAGUUCUAUUGCUGCUGUACUCCAGAGAAUCCACAGUAGGCAGAAACCUUAUAAAUGCAAUCAAUGUGGAAAGGCUUUCAUAUGAAAAUGAAUCUUUUUGCACAUGAGGGAAUCCACACUGGAGAGAAACAUUGUAAAUGUAAUGAAUGUAUAAAGGGCUGUUUAGAAAACCACAAUUUACCUGCAUAUCAGAAACCUCAUGAGUGUGAUCAACAUGCAAAGAAUUUCCAACAACAUAACACAUUUUCUGCCCAUCAGAAAAUCCCAGCUGGAGAGAAACCUUUGGAAUAUUAUUCGAUAUGGAGAUGCUUCUAGAUAUCCCUCUGAUAUUAUCUACUUUAGAGAAGCCACACUGAAGAAGGGUUUAGAUUGUGGUAAGGUUUUUUUAUAUGCUCUCUUCCUUGACCUAAAAUAAAAGAAUCCAUACCAGAGGAUAAAAAUCAUUAAUGUAGCCACAUAGAAAAGACUAAAUUCAUCACUUAUUUCCCAUCAGGGAAGAGGAAGUAAAAGGAAAUAGAAAUUACAUCCCUGUAACAAAUGUGGAAAGGCAAUACAGAGCUUGUUAAAUAUCAGGGAUAUUCAUUUUGUGAACAUGCCCUGCCUGGACUCAACGUGGGAAGGUCUUCAACCAAAGAUCAUUUCUUAAGACCCUCAGUGGAGAAAAGAUUUCAGAAUCUGUUCAAUGAUGACCCGCCUUCCUUACAAAAUGGAGAUAUUAGACACAAUGUACUACUGUGUACAUUGGAAAAAUCUUCAUGUAGAUAAAAAUUUAUGGAGCUAAGAGAAGGUAUUUCUAUAAAGCACAGAUUUCCUUAGAAAUUACAUUUCAUAUAGUACUUUAAGCCAGAAAAAUGGGCAGUAUUUCUCAGAAUCUUAAAGCUUUGACUUGUGGGAACCAACAUGACAGAAUAACCUGGAAAUUGCUCAAACUCUUUCAUAUUCACCUCUAAACAGUUAUAAAAUUAUGCCCCAAAAUGAAUUUUGGAAUUGUAGAACCAGUGAAAAAGAAAGGCUCAGACAAAUCUUUUCGCUAAAAGAAACUUGGAAAGUUGUCAGGUAAGGUCUCCUAAACUUCUACAAAAGGGGAGUAUGGUCCAGGACAGAAAGCAUUACAGGAAGUCAGUAGCAUUCCCUGCUUCAGCAAAACAGCAAGAUGCCCUAAGCCCCGAUGCAGUUCCUGACAGGCAGGCAGACAAGACAACAUUGGACCCCAUCAUGUGCCUCAAUGCAGCUCCAGUGAACAGGCGGAGACCAUCCAGGAACCUCUUCUCUGCCAUAUGCUUUGCAUUCCAUCUUUCCAAGGGUAGCUUCCAUCUUCUUGAGACAUGGCAAAGUACUUGCCACUCACCUCCCUGACUGUCCACAGCCGUAGCAGAGCAGCAGGAAUUCCUACGGUCCUGGUGUAGCUCAGCGGUGUCCCAUAUGGCUCAGCAUAGUAUCAUGCAACUGGGUGGAAGGUCCACAGCCCCAUUCCACAGAACUCAGUGCAACCCAAGGCCAGCUCCCUGCAGCAUUCACCCAUAUCAGUCACCCCGAUUCUUCUGCAGGUCCCCAGGACAAUAUCACGCAUAAUGGUCUCUGUGAGCCUCAAGGGAGUGCUGUCUCAACACUAAGAAAAUAUCUAGGGCCCACAAAGCACCUGGCAAAAGAAGCUUGAACCUAUUUCCCUUGUACCUCAGGAGCAGAACUCAAAUUAAGGGGAAAGGUUGGAGAAAGAAAGAAGGAAAGAAAGCAAAUGAGCAUAGAAAGUUAUGCUAACAAGAUCAAACAAAAAUUGAGAAGAGGGCCAAAAUGUCAAAUACCUAAGGGAAAAUUAUAAAGAAAAAACAGGAUGGGACUCAAGCUCAGAAAGAACUCAUGGAAAAGCUCAAAAAGAAAAACUACGAAAACCGCUUUGAAAAAGUAAGUAGGUUGAAGAAAAUAAUGUUUUAAAAAUUAGGAAUGGGCAAGUGGAAGAUAAAUAAUUCUAUGGGACGUCAAGAAUCAAUGAAACAAAAUUAAAAUACUUUUUAAAAUAGAAAAAUAUGUAAACCAUUUCAUUGGAAAAACACCUGGUCUAGAAAAUAGAUUCAGGAAUGAUAGUUUAGGAAUCACUUGAAAGCCUUAAUUUAAAGCAAGACUUAGACAUUAUACUUGAAGAAAUUAAUAUCAAAUGUGCUAGAACAGAAGGUAAGAGAUUGAAAGAAUCCAUACACAAAUCAACUGAAAGAGAUCCCUAAAAGAACAUUCCAAGGAAUAUUCUAGCCAAAUACUAGAACAAUCAAGUCAAGGAGAAAAUAACUUCAAGCAGCCAGAAAGAAAAAAUAGAUAUAGAUAUAUAUACCAAAGAGUCAGAAUUAGGCAGAACUUUGAAACUUCAAUAUUAAAAGUUUUAUGGGCUUAGAAUAUGGUAUUUCAGAAGGGAAAGAAGUUUUGCUUAUAAGAAUCAACUGCCCAGCAAAAAUAAACAUAAUCCUUCAGAAGAAAAAAUAAACAUUCAGUGAAAUUGGGGACUUUCAAAUCUUCCUGAAGAAAAGAUCAGAGCUGAACAGAAAAUUCGAUCUUCAAUUACAAAAAUCAACCAUAUUAAAGUGGUAAAAGGAAAAAAAUAAUUAAGAUUAUGCUUGUAAGCCUUAAGAACUUACCUCUAUUAGGGCAGCUGGAAGGAGUAUAUAUAGAAAGAAUGUAGGCACAAGUUGACUUUGUGAUUACAUUUUGAAAAGUUAAACGUUAGAAAAAAGGAUUGUACUGAAAGAAGAGCAAAGGUUACAUGUGAGUAGAGUAAAUUAUAUCACAUUAAGAGAUGCAAGAAUUAUUAUUGUAGAAGGAAAGGAAUGAACAGUGUUUGAAUCUUAUUCUCAUCAGGUUUGUCCCAGAGAGAAAAAAUACAAAUGCAAUUGGGUAUUGAAAUCCAUCCUGCCCUACAGGAAAAUA